AGAGAGUGAAAUGUCACAAUGACAGUGUGCAAAUGCGAAGAGAAUCCGUGUUAUUUUGGUUGGUGAAUUUCGGUGUGAAAAGGCGUCUUUUUGCAUCUCCGCCCCGUCCCCGUGUACUCCCUGGGCCACCCCCGAGGGCCUCCGCCACUGAACGGCCACGUGGGUGCUUAGGAAGCGCGUGAAAAUCGCAUGAGAUUUUUCGCCACUGCGAAAGAUGUCAGCCGACUCGGAUGAGAAUGGAAUGGAAUCGUGCUCCGAUACUGAGGUCGACGACUACUACAAUGGCCUCGAGGACGGCGACGUGGAGCCCUUCGAUCCGCACAAGUACGAUCCCGAGUUCUUCGACUUCCAAUGCUACACGGUUGAGGAGGUGAAGAAGCUCCUCAACGAGGCCGUGGAGAAAGUCAGCGAGCUGCUGCAGCUUUCGCCCUCCCUGGCCAAAAUCCUCCUCCACGAGAAUGAAUGGUGUGUCGAUGGCAUCGUGAAUAAGUAUCGUGAUAAUGCAGUUAACCUUCUGGUGGGCGCCCGGAUAAAGCCAGUCACCGCGAAAGUGGGCGCUUACAGGUCCCUCAUGUGUCCCGUGUGUGUCAUGUACCAGAGCAUGGAGAAGUUCUUCAACCUCUCCUGCUGCCACUCCUUCUGCCGCGACUGCUGGGCCAUGCACUUCGAGACGCAGAUCACCCAGGGCAUCUCCACGGCCAUCGGCUGCAUGGCGCCCAAGUGUGACGUCCGCGUGCCUGAGGAUCUGGUGCUGAAGCUGCUCAAGGGGCCACACAUGCGUGACAAAUACCUCCAAUUUGCGUUUCAGGACUACGUCAAGUCGCAUCCGGAACUGAGAUUUUGCCCAGGACCCAAUUGUCAGAUAAUCAUCCGCAGCCAGGAUCUGAGCCCGAAGAAGGCGUACUGCCGCUCCUGCCAGUCGACGUUCUGCUUUAAGUGCGGCAUGGAGUACCACGCGCCGACGGAUUGUCAGGUGAUAAAGAAGUGGCUGACCAAGUGUGCAGACGACAGCGAGACUGCCAACUACAUCAGCGCCCACACGAAAGACUGCCCCAAAUGCCAUAUUUGCAUUGAGAAGAACGGCGGCUGCAAUCACAUGCAGUGCUUCCACUGCAAGCAUGACUUCUGCUGGAUGUGUCUGGGCGACUGGAAGAGCCACGGAUCGGAGUACUACGAGUGCUCCCGGUACAAGGAGAACCCCAAUAUUGCACAUGAGUCGGUUCAUGCGCAGGCGAGAGAGGCACUCAAAAAGUACCUGCACUACUAUGAGCGCUGGGAGAACCACUCCAAGUCGCUGCAGCUGGAGCAGCAGACGCUGGAUCGCCUCAGGGAUCGCAUCAAUGAGAAGGUGAUGAAGGGCCUUGGCACGUGGAUAGACUGGCAAUAUCUCUUCAAUGCUGCCGCCUUACUAGCUAAAUGUCGAUAUACACUGCAGUACACCUAUCCCUACGCGUACUACAUGGAGGCUGGCUCCAGGAAGGAUCUCUUUGAAUAUCAGCAGGCGAACCUGGAGGCUGAGAUUGAGAAUCUGUCGUGGAAGGUGGAGCGCGCAGAGACGACAGAUCGGGGAGAUUUGGAGAAUCAGAUGGACAUCGCGGAGAAGAGGCGCACCAUACUCCUCAAAGACUUUUUCCCAACAGAUGUAUAAC
Molecule: messenger RNA, 1649 nt
Organism: Phlebotomus argentipes
Lineage: Eukaryota; Metazoa; Arthropoda; Insecta; Diptera; Psychodidae
Gene: ari-2
Product: potential E3 ubiquitin-protein ligase ariadne-2
Exons: 5
Coding region: 215-1648 (477 amino acids)
Biological process (GO): ubiquitin-dependent protein catabolic process; positive regulation of proteasomal ubiquitin-dependent protein catabolic process; protein polyubiquitination
Cellular component (GO): ubiquitin ligase complex; cytoplasm
Molecular function (GO): ubiquitin conjugating enzyme binding; zinc ion binding; ubiquitin protein ligase activity
Source: RefSeq, a predicted model, not a curated record